Fusarium odoratissimum NRRL 54006 is the source of this 2406-nucleotide messenger RNA. RefSeq lists its product as uncharacterized. The record is from RefSeq and is a predicted model, not a curated record. Bases 480 to 1769 code for a protein of 429 amino acids. Gene Ontology annotation, cellular component: nuclear membrane complex Bqt3-Bqt4. Lineage: Eukaryota; Fungi; Ascomycota; Sordariomycetes; Hypocreales; Nectriaceae. Gene Ontology annotation, biological process: mitotic telomere tethering at nuclear periphery; meiotic attachment of telomere to nuclear envelope. The transcript is spliced from 3 exons. Gene Ontology annotation, molecular function: DNA binding.
CUGGUUUCCCGUCUCGUCUCAGCUCUUCCCUCGUCUCGCUCGUCGAGUUUGUCGCGAUCCUUUUUCCACCCUCAUCUGCUUCAUCUUGCUUUUCUUCUCCCCCCUUAUCUCUACGGCAUAGGCACCGUCUGAGUUGCCUGCUUCUUAUCAAUUUUACUGCCUGAAGCGCCAUUGACGUUCUUCAAGGCUACUUUCUUCCGCUGAAUGAAUUAAGCCCUGCAUUGACACGGUACGUCCAAAGCCAAAUCUACUACGGCCCGUUCCCGCCGAAGUCGAGCCCGCGCCUGAAAACGACCACCUUUCAUCGCAAUCGAUCACUGACGCGACUUUUUAUCCUUACACAGGCUCUUCUAUCUAAUUUAUUAUCAUUUGCGCGCCGGUAUACGAGUGCACAUACUGCCGCCCGUCGCGAUUACGCUUCGUUUUGACGAUCUAGAGGUACUCCAAAUCGGUCGCGCCGCGCCUAAGCAUCAUACAAAAUGGCAUCCCAUCAAGAGCGCACACUGCCCUCCAAGCACAAUCCUCUCAUGACAGAGGAUGUUCCGGAUUACACGGAUUUGGUCGCGCGUAGACGUCUCGGACAGACUAAGCUGACACCUAAGAUGGCCGGCACUGGUGAGACUGAGCAGGCGGCUCUUGGUGUUUUUGAUUAUGCGCAUCUCCGAGCCCCCCUUCCCAAGGGCAUCGUCUCCGGCAUCUUCAAGUCGAGCCCUAGCAGCUACUUCUUGAUGCGACGCAGCUUUGACGGUUACAUCUCCGCGACUGGCAUGUUCAAGGCGAGCUUCCCUUACGCUGAGGCAUCCGACGAGGAGGCAGAGCGCAGGUACAUCAAGUCUCUUCCCACUACGAGCCCCGAAGAGACUGCUGGCAACAUCUGGAUUCCCCCGGAGCAGGCUCUCGUCCUCGCUGAGGAGUACAAGAUUGCUCCUUGGAUUCGCGCUCUCCUCGAUCCCGCCAAGAUUACCGUGACCACAACUCCAGACUCGUCUUCGCCCAAGAAGAGCAUUACCGCCCCUCCCAGGUUUGAUCCUGUCAAGGCGUCGCAGCCUGUGCUGGCACCCCCCACCCCCUCGACUAUUCCUCGAAGCACUCGAUCUCGUCGUUCUGCUAGUCCCACGAAGAGCACCAGGCGCGCCCCUGCCUCGCCUCGAAAGCGAAGCACCCGCGCCAAGGCCGAGACUGUCGAGACCAUUAUUGAGAAGACCGAUCUCGUGAAUGGUGUGGCUGAGACCGAGGCCAAGGUCGAGGAGACCAAGCGAGAGGAUAUUGUUCUGCAAUCGACCGAGUUUGAGCCAGCUAUCGUUCUGGAGCCCAGGGAAGAGGACCCCAAGGUCAAGGUCCACGUUGAGGAGGACAUCGUCAAGGAUGAGGACGGUGUCGAAACUAAGCGCACAAUCACCGAAGUUGAGCUUCCUCUGCCCACAGCCGGCGAGCCUCCAACCGCCGAGGAGAUUGCCCAAAUGAUGGAAGCAGCCAAGGAGAUGGUCCAGAAGACCAAGGAGACUGAAGCCAAGGCUGAUGAGGAACAAGAAGAUGUCGAUGAGGCCCCAGGUUCCGCCAAGAAGAGCAAGCGAAAGGCUGCGGAUAUUUCCAUUGGCGACAAAGACGGCGAAGAGACAGAAAAGACUCCAGAGGAGCAGCCUAGAUCAAAGAAGGCCAAGACUGAGACGGAAUUAAGGAAAGAGAAGGUGAAGAACCGGGCAUUACUUGGCCUGGGUGCCACAGUUGCAGUUGGCGCGAUUGUUCCUUGGCUUAUGAACUUUAUCUAAGCAAUGAAUUGUAUGUCAUGUCUUCGGAAAUUAAACUAGGUCUUCUAGUAGGGACCUGAAUAAUCCCACCACAACCAUGGCUGAGAUAUGGGACGGGCGGACUGGAUUGGAUCGGCGCGGCUAUUGUAUUUUUUGGUUGUUUCUUCAUUUUCGUUUUCUGUCGUUGUGUCUCGUCUUAACGGAAUCACUACCCAAUACUCACUCACCCUGUUGCCGUAAUGAGAUGUCGAGAGUGGCAUCUUGUUGAGACAACGCCCUUUCGAUGUCUUUACUGCUACUACUGCUACUACUUACUAUACCACAUCACUAUACCAUACCUUACCAUACCAACCUUGACCUUCCUCUUUUUUUAUCAACUUUUAUUACCAAAAACUUACUUCCCCCUUGCACAUACCCCUUUGACCCGGAAGACACCAAUACUAGAUGAGUUGGUAGAAACUGGGUCUUUUGCUUUGAUUGGUUCUGUUUGCUUGCAUGGGGAUUUCGGAACGACAGAGAUGGAGAUGGACACGAUGAGGAACGUCCAUAUGAGAGAGGACGGUCGAGUUGACUGUGUCGACUCUAUAGGAUUAUGUAUGAAGACGUUGAAGUAAAAUAAAAUGAAAACUAAUAUGAUAAAUCGUGUCUAAGUGAAGCA